AAAUAUUGGACCACUCUAUGGGUUCUCGUUUUCGGUUACACGAGCAGUAUUGGUGUUUCUGCUGGUGCUCAUCGAUUGUGGUCACAUCGAUCUUACAAGGCGAAAUGGCCUAUGAAACUUAUAUUAAUGAUUUUACAAACUGUUUCUUUCCAAUUAUCGAUUCAUUGGUGGGUCAGAAAGCACAGAAUGCAUCACAAAUACAACGACACUGACGCGGAUCCGCAUAACCCAAAAAGAGGAUUCUUUUUCGCGCAUAUAGGAUGGCUUCUAGUUGAGAAGCAUCCAGAAUACAUAAAGAAACUCAGUAAGGUUGAUAUGACUGACCUCGAACAAGAUCCUAUCGUAGCGUUCCAAAAGAGGUGGUACAUGUACCUG
This is a messenger RNA of Dinoponera quadriceps, 375 nucleotides long. Its product is annotated as acyl-CoA desaturase-like. The record is from RefSeq and is a predicted model, not a curated record. The annotation marks the transcript as partial. The transcript is spliced from 4 exons. Gene Ontology annotation, cellular component: endoplasmic reticulum membrane. Gene Ontology annotation, biological process: unsaturated fatty acid biosynthetic process. Lineage: Eukaryota; Metazoa; Arthropoda; Insecta; Hymenoptera; Formicidae. Gene Ontology annotation, molecular function: iron ion binding; stearoyl-CoA 9-desaturase activity.